Molecule: messenger RNA, 1060 nt
Organism: Botrytis cinerea B05.10
Lineage: Eukaryota; Fungi; Ascomycota; Leotiomycetes; Helotiales; Sclerotiniaceae
Exons: 1
Coding region: 156-917 (253 amino acids)
Cellular component (GO): precatalytic spliceosome
Source: RefSeq, a predicted model, not a curated record
GAGCCCAUUUUCUCAAAAGAACGUUACUUAGGAACACGCUACGGAGUGAACUAAAAUCCCACUCAGCCUUUCUGAAUUGAAUUUUCAAGUCUCUCUGCCUCCGUCCAGCUUCCAAGAUAUUAAUCGAAUCGCAUCAAAACUUUCGUUCAUUUGAAAUGGCUACCCACCGCGCCGAUGAAAAGCGCUUCCUUGACGAACGCGGUAACACUGGCCCUCUUGCCCCCAACGGUCUCAAUCCUGCUACCGUCCUCGAGAAACCUGUGCGCGAACGCAUUGUUGAUUGUUAUUUUUGGAAAGACCAAUGUUUUGCUCUCAAUGAGGCUGAUAUCGUUUCACGGGUUGUUUCUCACGUAACAUUCAUCGCUGGCACAUAUGGGGACUCGCAACGACCUUCGCCAUUUCUAUGUCUUGCUUUCAAGUUACUACAAUUAGGACCCGGCGACGAUAUAUUGAAAGAAUACAUGGGGUAUGGUGGAGAGAAGUUCAAGUAUCUGAGGGCAUUAGCGUUGUUUUAUUGGAGGAUGACGAGACAGGCAAAAGAUGUAUACACUAUGUUGGAAGGUUAUUUGGAAGAUAGGAGAAAAUUAAGAAGGAAGACGAGGACAGGAACAACGCUGACAUUCAUGGACCAGUUCGUGGAUGAUUUGUUGACGAAGGAUAGGGUGUGUGGGACGACCUUGUGGAAGAUGCCGAAGAGGGAGAUACUAGAAGACUUGGAGGUACUGGAGCCAAGGAUUAGUCCAUUGGGAGAUAUUGAGGAUUUACUAGACGAGAGUGAGGGGGAGAUUGAGGUGAUGAAGAAUGGCGCGGAGUCAGAGAGCGCGGACAGUCCAGGGGAGGAAUUUGGGGAGGAAGCAGUGGAAGAGGGUGAAAGAAUGGAGGUGGAUCCAUCAGAUAAAACCUCCUCUUCUAAGUAGGAUAGUUUGUAACAUUGGUGGAGAUUCUUCCCGGGAGUUCGGUUUAUGUUUUGGAUCUCGAAGAUAUUAUACCCAGGAAACAGUUCCUUUUAAGAUCGUCUAGUAACUCUCAUAUUAUGGUCAAUUACAUUAUUGACUGAACA